GUACCUUCGAUCACGGAGUGUGUGACUGGAUGUCGGACAGAGAAGGAGAUCUACACUGGGAGACUGUUCACAACCCUGCAGGUGGGCGUUACCUGUCCGUCCCGGAGCUGAAGGUGGGACAAAGGAGCAUCCGCGGCGCUCGAUUGGCCGUCCAGAUAGACCCGACCUGGAGCCACGGCGACCUGUGUUUCUCCUUCUCCCAUUGGCUGACGGGGCAUCAUGUGGGCGUGCUGCAGCUGUUCACCAGGAAAAGGGGACGAGACCAAAGGUAUAGCCCCGCCCUCUGGGCAGGACAGGUGGACACAGUUGGAGGCAAACACAGGUUACCUUGACGACGCAUUCUCUGGAAAGGGUGCUGUUAAAGGCCGAGCGGAGAAAAGGACGGCGAGGGCAUAUCGCUGUGGAUGAUGUCACACUGAGACGUGGGGCGUGUCGAUGACAUCACAGCAGACAGUUUUCACUUAAGACUGAACUGAACGUUUACAGACGACUCACUGUGCCUCCUGUAAACGCCACAUUCCUGUCAGCAGAUCGAUCAGCAGUUUUUACAUGAACGUCCUCGUUUGUCGAACUAAGAAGAAGAAGAAAGACGAGUUGAGAAAACAUUUGGUUAUUAUUUUUGUUUUUUUGUUUGUGUUCAAGCAGCAGGAGCUUUAAUUAAAAAGCUGACAGAAUAUAAAAUCUAUCCAAAAACUGCAGUGCAUCGUUUGGCCACUAAUAAGUCAAUAUACAGUCUUUGAUCCCA
Molecule: messenger RNA, 745 nt
Organism: Micropterus salmoides (largemouth bass)
Lineage: Eukaryota; Metazoa; Chordata; Actinopteri; Centrarchiformes; Centrarchidae
Product: nephronectin-like
Exons: 4
Coding region: 30-332 (100 amino acids)
Source: RefSeq, a predicted model, not a curated record